Molecule: messenger RNA, 567 nt
Organism: Spodoptera littoralis (African cotton leafworm)
Lineage: Eukaryota; Metazoa; Arthropoda; Insecta; Lepidoptera; Noctuidae
Source: the annotation of a GenBank genome assembly
AUGUCUACGUCUGAAAAAUGUUGUUUCAUGGUGCCAUUGAAUGUAGGAUGUUUCGUAGUGGGAAUUGUCAGUUGUGUCCUGUCUGUAAUCAUGUUUUCGAUGUCUACGCUGUUCUUUAUUAUGGAGUCUGGAGUUAAUAAGCACGAGCUUACGGUGGAGAGUGUACACUUUGCCAAGUACCUGGGCCUAUACUUGAACUCCUCGUCGGUUCAUAUCAUUCUGUCCAUCACCAUGAUCAUCUCUUUAUUAUGGAUGAUGUUCUCCGUCCUGUUGAUCUUGGGUAUUCUCAGGAACAAUGCCAACUUCGUGCUGAGUCACUUCUUGUUUGGCAUCGUGAUAAACAUCAUCAGUAUACUGAGCGCUCUACUAGUGCUACUGCAGAGCUUACAGAGCUGGAAACUUUCCUUUAUCCUGUUCGCAUUGUCCUUUCUCCACAUACAUUUCCUGGUGGUGAUUUACACGGUUUACGAUCUUAUGAACAGAGGUAAAGACUUGAGAUUCCACCAACACGCUGACGACGAAGAUCUUCUGGUCGAAUGCUUUGAUGACAAUCUGGAUAACAUAUAG